GCAAUGUGUCUUUGCCGUGUGCAAUAAAGUCACGUCAGUACCUCGGUGCAGAUCCAUAGAUAAUGCACGAGUUAGAGCCCGGAAACGUACUUCAUAUCAGCAUAGCGCAGCUGAACCCCGUCGCUAAAUGUUCAGCGCAUUUUAUUGGCUAAUACAUCCAGAGAUAGGUUUAGUUCCGUACAAAGAUAAACACAAAGCAGCUGAUAGGUGACUGACCGUUGUGUUUUCGAAAACAUCUAUCCUAACCAGCAUUUGCGAUAAGCUAACGAAGUUAGCCACAGAGAGGAGUUCGGCGUUCAUUGACUCGUCUAACUUACGUCACACAUUAUCUUCACAGCCGGAUGGUGCUUUCACGUUGAUUACGUCGUAGUCAAUCGAAUGUGGUGGGACACCACCACUUUUUGACAUGUCCCUCAUACCAAAGGAGAAGUCUCAGCUUCAGUUUGACGAAAGAUGGCCCAAAAUGCGGCCGACCAUUCUCAAGUUGCUGCACCAAGAGCCCAUUACCAGAGACGAGUGGCAGGGCUUGUUUUGGGACGUACAUGCGGUUUGCCUGUGGGACGAGAAGGGUCCUUCCAAGCUGUACUCCGCGCUUCAGGAAGACAUACUCGAAUUCAUCCGCGUUGCUCAAAAGCGUGUGCUGGAGCACGAAGAGGAUCAAGCGCUGCUCAACGCCUACAUCCGCGAGUGGCGAAAGUUCUUUGUGCAGUGCAGCUAUCUUCCGAUGCCAUUCGGGCAGCUGGAAGCUGUGCUGGCGGGCAAGAGCCCCAAGAGGGCGGAGGAGGGCCUCGUUCGCAAGCUAAUGCUGGAUACCUGGAAUCAGAGCAUCUUUUGCUCAAUUAAGGGCCGCCUGCAGAGCAGCGCAAUGAAGCUGGUGCAUGCCGAACGUAACGGAGAAGCUUUUGACUCUCAACUGGUGGUUGGGGUGAGGGAAUCGUACGUGAACCUCUGCUCCAACCCCGAGGACCGGCUACAAAUCUACAGGGAGAACUUUGAGCGUGCUUACAUAGAUGCAACAAAACAGUUCUAUCGGGCACAGGCACCACAAUACCUCGAAGAAAACGGUGUACAGAACUACAUGAGGUACGCCGACCAGAAGUUAAAGGAAGAAGAGCAGCGUGCUGCGAAGUACCUCGAAUCCUACUCCGAUUCCGUUAAGGCGCUGACGGAAUGCUGCGUGAGUGUCCUGGUGACUGCCUUCAAGGACGUCAUCCUGGCCGAGUGUCCCGGCAUGAUUCGUGCGGGAGAAACAGAACGGCUCCAGCUCAUGUUCUCCUUGCUGGACCGGGUUACAGACGGCGUUGGCCCAAUGUUGCGUGACCUGGAGCAACACAUUUUGGCGCAAGGGCUCGCUGACAUGCACGCUUCUGCGGAUAUAAUUACGCAGGACUCAGAAAAGUACGUGGAACAGUUGUUGGACCUGUUCCAGAGGUUUAGUAAGCUAGUCAAGGACGCCUUCAACGACGACCCUCGAUUUCUCACUGCCAGAGACAAGGCUUUCAAGCAAGUAGUCAAUGACACUUCGGUGUUUCGCCUGGAGCUUCCAUGCAAACAAAAGGGGGUUGCCAACAAGACGCAGCCAGAGUCCCGGUGUCCUGAGCUGCUGGCCAAUUACUGUGACAUGCUCCUCCGCAAGACUCCCCUCAGCAAAAAGCUCACUUCUGACCAGAUCGAGGCAAAGCUUAAAGAAGUGCUGCUGGUGCUUCGUUACGUCCAGAAUAAGGACGUCUUCAUGCGGUACCACAAGGCACACCUCACGAGGCGGCUCAUCUUAGAUUCUUCCGCAGACAGCGAAAAGGAGGAGAAUAUGGUGGAAUGGUUGAGGGACGUGGGCAUGCCUGCGGACUAUGUAAAUAAGUUGGCAAGAAUGUUCCAAGACAUCAAAGUGAGCGAAGAUCUGAACCAACAGUUCAAGGACGUGCAUCGGAACAGCAAGGGGCUCCUCGCAGGUAAUGCUCGGCGCGCGUUCCACUCCGAACAGAAGUCAUUUCUGGUUCCGCAACUGUUGCCAGACUCUAUAAACAUCAAGAUCCUGAAUGCCGGCGCAUGGGCGAGGGGCAGCGAGAGGGUGCAGGUUUCACUGCCCCUCGAAUUGGAGGACUUCAUCCCAGAGGUGGAGGAGUUCUACCGCAGGAAGCACAGCGGACGCAAGCUGCAGUGGUACCACCACAUGUCCAAUGGCACGAUAACAUUUUGCAACCAAGCUGGUAAGUUCGACCUGGACGUGACCACCUUCCAGAUGGCAGUCGUGUUUGCGUGGAACCAGCGGCCGCACGACAAGAUAUCCUUCGAAAACCUCAGGCUGGCCACGGAACUUCCCGACGCUGAGCUGCGGAGAACGCUUUGGUCCUUAGUUGCCUUUCCCAAAUUAAAACGGCAAGUAUUGCUAUGUGGGUUCGAGGCUAAAUCUCCGAAGGACUUCGAUGACAGCACACUUUUCUGGGUGAACCAGGAAUUCUCAGUGAUAAAAAACGGCAAAGUACAGAAACGAGGAAAGGUGAACCUCAUCGGACGGCUGCAACUGUCGACGGAAAAGAGCAAAGAAGAAGACAACGAAAACAUAGUCCAGUUGAGGAUAUUGCGUACACAGGAGGCCAUAGUGAAGAUAAUGAAAAUGCGCAAGCGUAUCACCAACGCGCAGCUGCAGACGGAACUUGUGGAGAUCCUCAAGAACAUGUUCCUCCCAUCCAAGAAGAUGAUCAAAGAGCAGAUCGAAUGGCUCAUCGAGCACAAGUACAUGCGCCGAGACGAGGACAACAUCAACGAGUUCAUCUACAUGGCCUGAACGGAGACGCGCGGGACUCUGGUUUUUCUGUCCGUCCACUCUGGUGGCCCGCCAGCGCAGACGUGCCAACCCGUCUGGCUGCAGACGUUUUUUAAGUUAAGGAAAAAAAACAGACGUAGUUGCAUCGGUGGCGCCCUCUUUCCGGCAUUCUGGAUGCGGCCGAUGCUCCGACGGUGGAGCAGAUUCUGUUCCGUGCUUCCUAGCGUUGUGUAAUUGUUGACGAGGGCGGAGGCCAAGAUGCAACCGAGACGGCCACCGCCCGAUACUGGUGAUGCAUUCUAAGAAGUGUUCAAACACUGUGGACUUUCCGAGUGAGGUGGCACCGUCGCCCGUGCUGUUCACAACUGCCACACGUUUUCUUUUGCCGCCAAAAUUAUGAAUCUCCCGAAAUAGAACUAGGUGCUAAGCAUGCAUCGAUCUCUUUUCAUUGAACUCUUCUUUUGUAUAUGUAUUUAUUCUUCCAAUACAACUUGAGGCAGUGUGCUGUUUCAUGCCUGUAGAACAAACGAGGGCCAUAUUGGACGCAAAAACUCUCCAACGCCGCCUUGGGCGUCAGCUGUAAGUAAUUCUACGUGUGAAUAAUAAAUGCCUUGCUCCAGA
Molecule: messenger RNA, 3385 nt
Organism: Ornithodoros turicata
Lineage: Eukaryota; Metazoa; Arthropoda; Arachnida; Ixodida; Argasidae
Gene: Cul5
Product: cullin-5-like
Exons: 15
Coding region: 407-2785 (792 amino acids)
Biological process (GO): SCF-dependent proteasomal ubiquitin-dependent protein catabolic process; protein ubiquitination
Cellular component (GO): SCF ubiquitin ligase complex; Cul5-RING ubiquitin ligase complex
Molecular function (GO): protein-macromolecule adaptor activity; ubiquitin protein ligase binding
Source: RefSeq, a predicted model, not a curated record